This is a messenger RNA of Histoplasma mississippiense, 3984 nucleotides long. RefSeq lists its product as hypothetical. The record is from RefSeq and is a predicted model, not a curated record. Gene Ontology annotation, biological process: mRNA processing; mRNA export from nucleus. The coding region runs from base 1 to 3984 and encodes 1327 amino acids. The transcript has 3 exons. NCBI's taxonomy places the organism in Eukaryota, Fungi, Ascomycota, Eurotiomycetes, Onygenales, Ajellomycetaceae. Gene Ontology annotation, molecular function: mRNA binding. Gene Ontology annotation, cellular component: THO complex part of transcription export complex.
AUGGUCGAUGAUGGCGAAGCUGUGGAAAAAGAAUAUCCAUCUGAAGAUGUGAUCAUGGCUACUGAAGAAUCUGUCCCUAUUUCCAAUGAUAGCCAGAACGAAACGCCGUCAAACCUUCCGUAUACUCCACUUCCAGCUAAAUCCACCGCUGAAAACCUACCAUGGCAUCCAGUUCUCGAAAGCGUUAUGGAAAAAAUCAAAAUCACAAUGCCAAGAAGCACAUGGGAGGUUGUUGGUCUUCCAUUCUUUGUAACGUUUUGGCAACUGUCACUGUAUGACAUUCAUGUUCCUCAACGCGCUUACGAAGAGGAACUGGAACGUCUCAAGAAAAGGAUCCAGGCUAUCUCCCAAGACAGGUCCGAUGUUAGCGUUGCUGGUACUUUGAAAAAGGAGAAAGAAAAAAAACAAAUUAACGACCUCCACGACCGAAUUCUAGCGGAGAACAAGACCCAUCUUAGAUGUUACGGUUUAAAUCGUGCAAGAUUACAGAAAGAAAAGGACCGGUGGUUUGUUGGAUUGAGAGGGAAACACGAAGCCCUCAACAUUGCGGUCAUGGAACAGUGUCUAUUACCUCGACUACUUCUCUCCCCUAUUGACGCUUUCUACAGUUUCAAGAUGCUCAAAUACCUACACUCCUCAGGAACACCCAAUUUCCGAACGGUGGGAUUCCUUGACCAAUUGUUUCGCGAGCAGCGUUUGACUGCAAUAAUUUUCCAUUGUACAUCUAAGGAAGCUGACAAUUUUGGUCGUUUCCUCAACGAGAUACUGCGUGAUUUAACUCGAUGGCAUGCCGACAAGGCUGUCUACGAGAAGGAAGCGUACGGGCCUAAAAGGGACCUCCCAGGAUUCGCCAUGGCUGUGGACCAAGAGGGAAAGCCGAAGUCUUUUUUGGACUAUGAGAAUUUCCGUCGAAUUUUGUACAAGUGGCACCGCAUUUUUGGCGCUUGCUUAAAGACCUGUCUUUCAGGAGGCGAAUAUAUGCAUAUCCGCAAUGCCAUCAGCGUAUUGAAGGCCGUGGUCCAACAUUUCCCUGCAGUUAACUGGAUUGGCCGAGAUAUGCAUACUUGUGUUAACAACCUGAAAACCAUGGAUCCACGUGACGAUGUCAAAAUUCCAGCUGCUUCAUUGAUUGGGGAUUUGAAUAGAAGGGAAAAGAAGUGGUUACUUCCACAAGCGUUCAUGAUUGUGAGUCUACCUGCGAAAAUUAUGGAGGACAGAGCUAAUUCGCCAAAGAAUGAAUCAUUACCGGGUGACAAGGCCAAAGUACGGACACCGCAGCCCCCGUCAACUACUCCCAAACCACUUAAUGCUUCAGCUCCUGACUUUAAACCAUCUGAGACGUCAGCCACGGUAAAUGGUGCGAAGCCUUCAGGGCCCGGGAAAUCAGAGGUUGAAGAUGGCGAGAUUCAAGACGCGAAAAUGUCAGAAGCUAGAAUGAACGAUGCAGCCACAAAACAAGAACUGACAAAGGAUGACACCCAAUUGCAACAAAUACCUGACACCUCUAGCACCGGAGAACGCGCCGCUCCAAGUACAACGGCGCGAACAGAACAGAGUGAAACUCACGCGGCAACACAAGAAGCGCAGCCAGCGAAACCAGUGAAGCCUGCGGAGUCUGCAACGGCUUCUACACAACUCCCUUCACAGCCCCCCGUGGCCACUCUUGCGCCCCCAGCAGAUACACAAUCCCUUGGUUCGGGUCGUGGUUCAUCCUCACCUGCACCGUCACGAGUAGUUAGUAAAUCACCUUCUGAAACACCCCACCCGCCAGGCAUCCCAAAACGUCCGGAUGUAGAUCGACACCUUUCUCAGUCUGGCCCUACCGUCCGCCCUCUCCCUAACCGACCGGAACCUCCUCGAUCAUUUAAACAUUCUGAUGAGCGAACUGCCAUGAGGCCACCCAGCCUUCCAGAAGAACGAAGAGAUUCUAGAGACAAUAGACAUCCAGAUCGCCUUGGACGAUUUGGUGGACCGGAUCGCGAGAAGCUGUUUGAUCAUUCCUUCCCUAACGAUCCCCGAGGCCAUGCUCGCCAAAAUGACCGGAUUGGGGAUAGAGAUAGGCUUGAUGGCCCUCGGAUGGAGAGAGAUUUUCCUCCACGGCCCUCCGAAGAUCAUCUUGGACGUCCAAGCUACAGAGACCCGCACGCCUCUCCAAGAGAUCAGGAAUGGCCUGACAGGACGAACAGAGCGAGGUUGCCCCAAGCAGACGCCUUCCAAGCUCGGCAUGAAUCAGAGCGCCUUUUUAGAGAUGGCGAUAUACAUCAAUAUCGACCUUCUAAUGUUUCAGAAUCUCACGAUCGAGACCAUCCUCCACGCUUGUCUUACCCUGAACCCCCAUCUCACCAGCGACAUGAGCCUCCAAGACCUGAACGGGACGAUACAAGAAGCUAUGGCUCACAACCUCCUAGCCCUACCACAGUUGAGGACUCCAAUCCUCCUAAUAGACCUGAGAAGCGAAAUGAGCGUGAAGAGAAGAAACUUGCGAAUCUUAAUGCUCACCCAUUAUCACGCUCAGAGGAUCUCCCAACGGGGCCAAGAGGAGACAGAUCCACUCAUCCCUCAGCGGGUGAUAACCGUCAUGGCCAAGACUCGCGAUCAUCGUACCCGCCACUAACGUCAGACUCGUCCUAUGGCAGGUUGAAUCAAGAUUCGAGAUUUCCCUCACGCUCGAAGGAGCAGUUUGAGAGGCUUCAAGAUAUCCCGUCAGGCCCAAGGAGAAAUCCUUCCCAGCGUGGUGGGAGAAACGCUCCGUUGUUGCAGCCUCUUCCAAUUAAGCCACAGGCUUCGGACCGCCAGCCACCCACAGGACCAUCUCACCGACUACCCACGCGGAAUCCUCCCCAUCAGGAUCAGCAGUCCGCCUCAACUUCGUCAUCUGCGCCUGCUCCCCUGGACAAUGUUGACACGUCCGGCAUUCAUCCUGACCGCCUAAAAGCACUACAAGCUCCCGGGGACGAUGGAACUCAACCGUCUUCGCCUCCAUCAACCUUACCACCUUCCGGUCCUCGGGGUGGUGGCCAUCAACAUUCUGUCCCUCCGACAACCACUCGAGGCGCACCUGGACCUUCAUUUCCAGGAGAGAGGGGGCGGGCAGAUAAACGAUUUGCAGGCUUGAGUAGCAUGCUUCAGCAAUUUGGGGGUGCAGCAGAUAAACCCGGGAUGGGGACUUCAAUAAGGGGAAGAGGCGCGAAUCGCGCUGGUAGCAAUUCAAUCAAUGCUCCAUCACCUCAAUCUACCAGACCGCAAACUCCAGUUGGAGGGAAGGCUGAAAAUUAUUCUGAUCGGGAAAGAGAUCGUGAACGGGACCGUGAGAGAGAACGCCAAAGAGACAGGGACCGGCAAUACCGAGAUCGGGACCGAGAGCGCGACUCCAGUCGUAGAGGUGAAGAGGAAAGUGUGAGGCCCAGUGCUAAACGGGAUGAGUAUCGAGAACGCCAUCGAGACGGGGAUCGUGACCGUGAUAGAGGUCGGGCAACAGAAACCAGCACUAGGGACCAAGCUCGCAACUCACGAGAAUCCUCAUCGCGAAGAGCUGCGCAGAGCUCGAGCACAAACAGGGAGCCUGUCUCCGCUACCAGGCGAAGGGACAAGCGAGAACGUGAAGAGGGGCCCCAAGAGAGCCACAGCCGUGUCAGUAAUUCUGACCUUUCCCCGCUGCCACCUCCACCGCCUCCCCCACCGCCUCCAAGCGAUCAGGAAGGCCGCAGAUGGAGUAGUGGUGGUCGAGGUGACGAUCGCAAUAGAGAUCGUGAGCGGGACCGGGACCGGGACCACGAUCGCGAUCGAGAUCGAGAUCGAGAGCGUCGAGAUGUGGGUAGCGGUCGUGGAGGUAAUGGUGGUGGGACAGGCAACAACAGCAACAAUGGAGGCACUUGGCCCAGGAAACGCGGAAGACCCGCUGUCCACAGCAUGGAUGGCCGAUCCAACGUUGCCGGUUCCGCGAGAAAUGGAGCUGAAAAUAAAAGACCCAGACGCGGCCAUUGA